AUGACUGAGCUCCUAACCCUAGCUGAAAAAUACAUUAAUAUAGAGGAAACACUAAAUCCAAGGAGACCUGGUCCUUCCCAUGAAAAGACAGAGAACAAGAGGAACGAGGCGCCAUCAGCACCUCUCACUCGGUUGAACACCUCUAAAACAAACAUUUUGAUGGAGGUUAAGGAUAUGAAAGAAUUAAAGUGGCCUUCAAGGAUGAAGUCGUCCCCUGACACAAGAGAUAGGGGCAAGUAUUUCGAAUUUCACCGGGAUCAUGGGCAUACUAUAGAUGAUUGUCAUGCUUUACAGCGAGAAAUUGAAGCCCUUAUCAAAAGAGGGUUUUUAAAGAAUUACAUUGGUCAUGAUAAACGGCCAAGGAAUGACUGUGACAAUCGAAAAGAGCCUGGGGCUGGAAGCAGUGCUCAACCCACUGCCGGAACUAUUAAUAUUAUCGUUGGGGACAUAGCGUCCGGCGGAGACACAAGAUUUGGUGGUGGAGUCAUUAUCCCUGAAGGCAUCAUCGAGCUGAAUAAGAUCCAGGCUAUUGUGUCAACUUUUUACCUCGCCAUGAAGUUCUCCACAGGUCAUUGCAUCAGAGUAGUUCGAGGAGACCAAACAGCGGCUAGACAGUGCUAUGUUACAAGCAUCCGAGGCAUGAGUGCUGACGUCAUGCAACUCGCAGACCUGAAGCUCGAGCUCGAGCCAAGGGGUAGAUUGGCCCUCGUUGAAGAAUUGGAAGUGGUCGAGCUUGAGCACGAAAAAGCUGUUACUAUUGGUCGGGAUCUGAAGGCCAACCUCCGAGAGAAAGUCAUCAGUUGUCUGUCCCACAACAUUGAUGUUUUUGCAUGGAAGGUGGGGGAUAUGCCAGGGAUAGACCUAGAAGUAGCUGUCCAUAAACUUAAUAUCAGCCCAAGGGCCAAAUCUGUUAAGCAAAGGAAGGGACAGUUUGCACCGAAAAGACGUGUGGUCAUUCAGGAAGAAGUCGGCAAAUUGUUGGGAGCGGGGUUCAUAAGGGAAGUCCAAUACCCCGAUUGGCUCGCUAAUGUUGUUCUGGUGAAAAAGCCCAGAGGGUAUCAUCAAAUCCUCAUGGCCAAAGAAGACCAAGAGAAGACUUCAUUCAUGGCUGAUUUAGCCAUAUAUUGCUAUAGGGUGAUGCCAUUUGGGUUGAAAAAUGCUAGGGCAACAUAUCAGAGGCUCAUCAACAAAGUCUUCGUCGAUUUGAUAGGGAAGAACAUCGAGGCCUAUGUGGAUGACAUGGUUGUGAAAAGUAAGAAGGUGGAGGAACAUAUAUCCUACCUUGAGGAGGUGUUCGCCACCCUACGAAAAUAUAAGAUGAAGUUCAACCCAGAGAAGUGUGUAUUUGGCAUAGUUUCAGGAAAGUUUCUGGGUUUCAUGAUCACUCAUCGGGGGAUUGAGGCUAACCCCGACAAAAUUCAAGCUCUGGCAGUAAUGGAAUCGCCAAGGACCAAGAAAGAGAUUCAAAAGUUGAUAGGUAGGGUAGCCGCCUUAAAUAAGUUCAUGUCUCGAGCAGCAAACAUGUGCUUCCCCUUCUUCAAAGCCCUCAGGGGUAAUCAUUGCUUUGAAUGGAGUGAAGAGUGUGAGAAGGCUUUCCAGGAGCUCAAGCAGACAUUGGAAUCUCCUCUUAUCCUUACCAAACCCAAGCCCGGAGAUACUCUGUAUUUGUACUUAGCCGUAUCUCAGAAUGCAGUGAGUGGUGUCUUGGUGAAAGAGGUUAACAGAGAAACAAGAUACACUUUGGCAGAACAACUUGCCCUUGCACUGAUAGUAGCAGCACGAAAACUUCGGCAAUAUUUUCAGUUACAUCCUAUUGUUGUGCUCACCAAUCAGCUUCUAAAACACAUUCUUCAGAAACCAGACGUUUCAGGAAGACUACUGCAGUGGGCAAUUGAACUUGGAGAAUUUGACAUAGAAUUCAAGCCCCGUCCUUCUAUCAAAGCUCAGGCCUUAGCUGACUUCAUUGCAGAACUCACCCUAAGGCCUCGGGGGCCAGAUGGUAGCUCGAGCUCGACCACAGGCAUGUGGCAAAUUUUCAUAGAUGGAGCAUCAAACUCUUCGGGCUUGGGUGCAGUGGUCAUAAUCAUAAGCCCAGACAUGCUGAUAAACAUUCAGUGUGCACUCAGGUUCGAGUUUGAAGGGACCAAUAAUGAAGCAGAGUAUGAGGCCGUCAUCAUAGCCAUGGAACUCGCCAUAAAUCUCGAGCUUGAAAAUAUCAAAAUUUACAGUGAUUCCCAGUUGGUGGUUGAACAAAUCGAAGGGACGUUCAAUAGGAAGGAUGAGAAGAUGAGCUUAUACUGUUUGAAAGUGCAUGAUCUCCAAAGAAAGUUCAAGAGUUGUGAAAUUGUAAAAAUUUCUCGGGCUAAGAACUGUAGGGCCGAUGCCUUGUCAAGAUUGGUGUUCAUGGGAAUCAAUGGGCUUGACAGGACAGUCCAUGUCAGAAUUAUAACCGAGUCAAGCAUCAAUCAGACCAUAAGCGUCAUGGAUAUUGAUAAUGAGCCAUCGUGUAUGGACCCAAUAGUGGACUUCAUAAAACAUAGCAGUCUUCCAGAGGAUCCUUGGGCAGCGAGAAGCAUCCGGUCCAAAGCUCUGAGGUACUGCAUGAUUGAAGGUGUUUUAUUUCGCAGGAGCCUCACACUUCCAUAUCUCAGAUACCUUAGGCCUUCCGAAUCAUCCCAGGCCCUAGAAGAAGUUCAUGAAGGUGUAUGUGGGAACCAUCAAGGAGCUCGGGCAUUAGCCUUCAAGCUCAUAAGGUAUGGAUAUUAUUGGCCAACCAUGAAGAAAGACGCUCAGGAAUAUGUCAAGAAGUGUGACAAGUGCCAAAGGGAACAAUUGAAGUUUGUGGCUGUGGCUGUAGAGUACUUCACUAAGUGGGUUGAGGCCGAGGCUUUAGCAACAAUUUCAGAGCCUAAGUUGAGAGAUCUCCGUACAAGGAUUGGAGAGGAAAGAGGUUCCUGGUCUGACGAGUUACCCUCCAUACUUUGGACAUAUAGAACGUCCUACAGAACCGCUAUGGGGAAAACCCCCUCCAUGUUAGCUUUCGGUAUUGAAGCCACCGUCCCUAUUGAAGUCAGGUUGCCCAGCCAAAGAAGACUUGAGCUCAAAGAUGCAGGGCGCACCACUGAACAACUCGACCUCUUGGAAGAGGUUCACAAUCUGGCAGCUUUAAAAAUGGCCUCUGACCAAGAUAGAAUAGCAAAGUAUUUCAAUAAAAAAAGUGAGGACACAAAGAUUCAGGGCUGGAGACCUUGUGUUAAGAAGGGCAGAAGCAGCAGGUCAUGCUUCGGGAAAGCUAGGACCAGUUUGGGAAGGGCCCUUCGAAGUCAUACAACAACUCCAAGGAGGCGCAAACAAUUUAAGGGAUAUGUCAGGAAGGCCGCUUCCAAGACCAUGGAACGCCGAGAACUUAAAGAUAUAUUACAAGUAACUUGGUCUUCCGGUUAUCAGUAG
Messenger RNA from Olea europaea var. sylvestris, 3450 nucleotides. RefSeq lists its product as uncharacterized. The transcript is spliced from 7 exons. Bases 1 to 3450 code for a protein of 1149 amino acids. The record is from RefSeq and is a predicted model, not a curated record. NCBI's taxonomy places the organism in Eukaryota, Viridiplantae, Streptophyta, Magnoliopsida, Lamiales, Oleaceae. Gene Ontology annotation, molecular function: RNA-DNA hybrid ribonuclease activity; nucleic acid binding.